CCCGCGCGGCGCGAGCCCGGAAGCCGACUGGGACGGCGGCGGAGGCGCCUCGGGCCGGCGGGGGUUGCGGCGCCGUCCUCGACUCGGGACUCCCGGAGCUGCAGCCAUGCAUCCCCCGCCCCCCGGCCCGCUGGGCGACUGCCUGCGAGACUGGGAGGAUCUGCAGCAGGACUUCCAGAACAUCCAGGAGACCCACCGGCUAUACCGCCUGAAGCUGGAGGAGCUGACCAAACUGCAGAACAACUGCACCAGCUCCAUCACUCGGCAGAAGAAGCAGCUCCAGGAGCUAGCCCUCGUCCUGAAGAAAUGCAAACCCGCCCUCCCAGCAGAGGCCGAGGAGGCUGUGCAGGAGCUGGAGAACCAGAUGAAAGAACGCCAAGGCCUCUUCUUUGACAUGGAGGCUUAUUUGCCCAAGAAGAACGGGUUGUACCUGAGCCUGGUUCUGGGGAACGUCAACGUGACACUCCUGAGCAAGCAGGCUAAGUUCGCCUACAAAGAUGAGUAUGAGAAGUUCAAGCUCUACCUCACCAUCAUCCUCAUCCUCAUCUCCUUCACCUGCCGCUUCCUGCUCAACUCCAGGGUGACAGAUGCUGCCUUCAACUUCCUGCUGGUCUGGUACUACUGCACGCUGACCAUCCGCGAGAGCAUCCUCAUCAACAACGGCUCCCGGAUCAAAGGCUGGUGGGUUUUCCAUCACUACGUGUCCACGUUCCUGUCGGGAGUCAUGCUGACGUGGCCCGAUGGUCUCAUGUACCAGAAGUUCCGGAACCAAUUCCUGUCCUUCUCCAUGUACCAGAGCUUCGUGCAGUUCCUGCAGUACUACUACCAGAGCGGCUGCCUGUACCGCCUGCGGGCCCUGGGUGAGCGGCACACCAUGGACCUCACCGUGGAGGGCUUCCAGUCCUGGAUGUGGCGGGGCCUCACCUUCCUGCUGCCUUUUCUUUUCUUUGGACACUUCUGGCAGCUUUACAACGCGCUGACGUUGUUUAACCUGGCCCAGGACCCUCAGUGCAAGGAGUGGCAGGUCCUAAUGUGCGGCUUCCCCUUCCUUCUCCUCUUCCUCGGCAACUUCUUCACCACCCUGCGGGUUGUGCACCAGAAGUUCCACAGUCAGCAGCGCGCGAGCAAGAAAGAAUGAGGCCGGCCCCAAAGGGGCCUCUGUAUCCCGUGUGUUGGGGGAGUAGGUGGGAGGCACCCCUCCUGUGUGUCGGGGGGGGCUCUUUUGUUCUCCCCUGGGUUUUGUGGGCUCUGUGGGCCCUGAAGGAAGGCCUGGUCCUGUGUCCCAGGCUGCGAGGAGCUGGGGGCCAGGGCUCUCAAUAAAGGAAGCAGCACAGA
This is a messenger RNA of Lemur catta (Ring-tailed lemur), 1335 nucleotides long. RefSeq names its product transmembrane protein 120A (gene TMEM120A). Bases 107 to 1138 code for a protein of 343 amino acids. NCBI's taxonomy places the organism in Eukaryota, Metazoa, Chordata, Mammalia, Primates, Lemuridae. Gene Ontology annotation, biological process: fat cell differentiation. The record is from RefSeq and is a predicted model, not a curated record. The transcript has 12 exons. Gene Ontology annotation, cellular component: membrane.